Haemonchus placei is the source of this 2568-nucleotide messenger RNA. The record is from the annotation of a GenBank genome assembly. Lineage: Eukaryota; Metazoa; Nematoda; Chromadorea; Rhabditida; Trichostrongylidae.
AUGCGCACGUGGUGCGCACUCCUCCUGCUGAUCCAUUCGGCAGGCGCUCAGUUUAGUUUCUUCGGUGAUUCAGAUCGACGGACGUCACAAAUCGAAGCGAUUGGGGAUCAGUUCGGAGUCCGAGAAGCACUUGGAGCAUGGAGUAAAGUUCUACGAAACAUAGCAACUCGUCCACAAAUGACGCAAAAGUUUAACCCAAAUGAGUUCACCAUUGCUCCAAGCGUAAAACGAAAAGAAAUAGAAGAAGCUCUACUCGAGAAAAAAGAUGGCGAAAAGAAAGCCGAUAACAUAAUCAAUGAGCGUCUACUCUACUUGCUACUGCCAAGGAUCAAGGGUCAGCCACCUUUCACUACCACAACCCUGCCGACAACGACGACGACAACCACCACCACAGAGAUGACGACAACCACUUCUCCUGCCCCUACAACUACGACCACAACAUCUACCACGACUCCAACUACAACAACUACACCUGCAGCAUCUUCUACACCAACAUCGGCGCAGUCUUCUGACCCGGAUGCCUCUGUUCUACCUUCAGUAAAACGAAAAAAAGAACAUCACAACAUGGCGAAAUGGUCUGAGGAGGAUACAAAAGAGUUCGACCUUGAUAGUUCGGAACUAGCGACUUUAGAAAGGGAGUAUACCAAGAAACUGGCUUUGCUGAAGGAGCAGAAGAAGGAACGUGAAAGUAAACGUCCGGCCAACUCCAAACAGGUCAGUUCGAAGGAGAAGUCCAAAGAAUUGAAUUCUGCCAAGGUCUCAUCGGCUGUACAAGCGGAUGUAACGUUGGUCCCUGUCCAGAAGGGGCCUACCACAGAGGCACCAAAGAGCGACGGACAACAAUUCACGGUGGUUUUCCAAACUGCACCCAAACAAGUAUUGGAUGAGCGAUUAAAAAUUGAAUCUAAAGUACUGUCGAUCCUCAGCAAAGCUUUGAAAGAUCAUGAGGAAAAGUCUAAGGAAAGCUUGAAAGGCGAGUACGCGGAUGAGGCCAUAACUGAGCCCCCACCGGCGCGCGAGCCUACUACCGAGGAAGUCGAGGACGUGACAGAAGUUCAUCCGACGUCAGUGGAAAGAGUGGCAGAAAUGGAGCUUCGUAGAGUCUUAGCUGAAAAGGAUAAGGACGAUGCUCUACAGCAUGAACCACCCACGCUCGCCUCUUCAUCGAUAGAAGAGACUCUGGACUCUGUUCCGAGCACCUUCAAACCUGGAAACGAGCUGACAGAGCCGUCUGAUUCAUCAAAGCUUUCGGACGAUUCUGUUCCUACGGCGUCUGUAGAAGUCCGAGUUCCAGCAGAAGAGGCAAAUGAAGUGAAUGAGAUGUUAGCUCUGAUAGAAGCUGAUGAGAAAGCGGAGAAAGCGGAAGCUGCCUCUUCGGAUCCGAAGGCGAUGAAAAUACUCAGAGAGAAGACGAGAGCCAAGAUACUGGCAUUCUUGCAAAAACGAGUGGAACAGAUGACAGAACAACUAGAACGAGCCGCUAUGUCUUCUAGUACUACCGCUGUGUCUACUGGUACUACCGCUGGGUCUCCUAGUACAACCUCUACGGCAACAUCUCCGUCCACUAUGACCACUACGGAGAUUCCACAGACCACAGACAGCACUACAACAGAUACAACAACAAUGGAGACCACUACUGAGGCUUCUACAACGGCUUCCACUACAACGGAAGAGAAAGAGGAGAAAGACGACGAAAAGGCGUUCAAGCAAAUACCAGACGCGGAACAGGACGACCCAUCCGCUGGACAUACAACGAGCACAGCUGCAACAACGGAGACAUCUACCGAGUCGAAGGAGACCACCACGACGUCGAAUAAACCCAAGGAAAAGCAAAAGGCUUUGGCAGCCAAGAUCGCGCAGGUGAAGGAAAAUCUCAAGUAUCACAGCAACGGUGGAAACGAUGCUCGACCUAUCCCAAUCUACCAAGCCCUUGUGGCACCUCCUCUUCCACGACCGGGCUCUGCCCAGUCUUCACCUUCACUAAUCCAGCAAGCAUCGCAUGAGAUUCAACAAGGGAAAGCCCCACAUUCUGCACUCCCGCCGUUCUUUGUAGCUCCACCUCCCGGUUACGUUGGACCGCUACCUCCACCACCACCUCCACCUCCUGGACUUCCUUCACAAUUCGCUGUUGAAGCACCUAGAAAAGCUCCUUAUCCAAGAAUUCCUUCUGAAAAUGGAGUAGAAGCUACUUCUCCAAAUGUUGUAUACUACCCGGUUGAAUCGGAUAAGCGGCCUGCGUUCACCAUCGAGUCCGCCCCUACUGAAUCACGGAAAUCUAUCCCAGUAGCCGUACCAGUUUUGAAAGGACCAGACAGUACCGGAUUCGAAAGAGGGCGAUCGGAAGUGAAGUCGACAUUCUUGGAGGACUCUGGUCUAAUGGUGGGUGGUCAAGACAGCAGUGAUACAUCGUCAUCGCAUUCUCGAAGCUUAGAGCAAAGGUCAAGCUUUGGAGGCGGAGGAUUCGGAGGUGGACGUCGACCGACAGAGUCCUUCGAAGAAGCCGCUUCAUCAUCCGUCGAAAGUUUCUCAUCCUAUCGUUCUGCACGGAAGAGAAUGAUGAAGCAUUAG